AUGGAUCUGCGCUGGAUGAUCCUCCCGGUGUUUCUGGUGUUUCUGGUGUUUGUUGAGGCCGAGAACUUGACCGUAGUCAAGGCAAAGCUGGGUCAAAACACCGUCUUUACCUGCUCGGGGGACAUUAAAGACACAUACUGGUACAUAGAGAUACGCAGCCAGGUCAAAGGAUUAAUCGCCCAGACCUUCUCAAUGGAUCCCAGUGAUACCUGGUAUGACAUUCAUACAACUUUGAAAACCAAAUAUGUUGCCAAGGGAAACGUAUUUGAGAUUACAAACAUCACAGCAGAGGAUUGCCGGCUUUACUUCUGUGCCAGAAAGGAAGGAGGCAACAUCAUUUUUAAAGACACUUUUCUCCUCAUUUCAGAUGAGCCUAUAACUCCGUCCACCAACAACAGCUCUGAAGGAAAUGACCUGCAGCAGCAGAACAGCUGCAUACUGUGCCAGAGUGAAGUCAUUUACAGCUCGUUGGCCCUGAAUAUCCUCUUCAUCUUAGUGAUAAUAGGUUUGGUUUUAACUCUUCUGUGUUUGAAGAGGAAGAAGUGUAACCAUCAGGGGACUGAUCCGUCAUCUUUCACCUAUGAGAACCUGCAGAGGAAGAAGUGUAACCGUCAGGGGACUGAUCCGUCAUCUUUCACCUAUGAGAACCUGCAGAGGAAGAAGUGUAACCGUCAGGGGACUGAUCCGUCAUCUUUCACCUAUAAGAACCAGCAGAGGAAGAAGUGUAACCGUCAGGGGACUGAUCCGUCAUCUUUCACCUAUAAGAACCAGCAGGUAAACAAACUACUGCUAUCUAUACUGAAGAAGUGUAACCGUCAGGGGACUGAUCCGUCAUCUUUCACCUAUAAGAACCAGCAGAGGAAGAAGUGUAACCGUCAGGGGACUGAUCCGUCAUCUUUCACCUAUAAGAACCAGCAGAGGAAGAAGUGUAACCGUCAGGGGACUAAUCCGUCAUCUUGCAUCUAUGAGAACCCAGAGACUAUGGAGAUGCCAAAGUACAAGGAGAUCCAGCUGAGAAAAUUUCCACCAGCUGUUGCUUCUUCAGAGACUAUUUACUGCUGGCCUCAGCUGCCUCCAAACCCCAGAAAGAAAGAAAAAGACAAAAACAAACAGACUUCUGGUUGAUACAGAAGAAAACGUGGAAACCUGACGAGUUGCUGGGGUCCCGAUCUUGGAAAGACCGACUUAAACAUGGUUUUAAAUUUGUUUUUAGUUUCUUUCUUCGGUCCAGUUGUUUGCAGAUGAUGAACUCCUAAAUAUAACAAAAACACUCCGAAUCACAUGCAUUCAAGUCUAAUGUUUCUCCACUUUUGGUUUUCAGAUAAAUUAUCUUCCUUAACUAGUGCUGUCAAACGAUUAAAAUAUUUAAUCGCGCUCAAUCGCAUUAAUGUCAU
Molecule: messenger RNA, 1394 nt
Organism: Perca flavescens (yellow perch)
Lineage: Eukaryota; Metazoa; Chordata; Actinopteri; Perciformes; Percidae
Exons: 10
Coding region: 1-1125 (374 amino acids)
Source: RefSeq, a predicted model, not a curated record